Molecule: messenger RNA, 1729 nt
Organism: Manacus vitellinus (golden-collared manakin)
Lineage: Eukaryota; Metazoa; Chordata; Aves; Passeriformes; Pipridae
Gene: B4GALT2
Product: beta-1,4-galactosyltransferase 2
Exons: 4
Coding region: 51-572 (173 amino acids)
Biological process (GO): carbohydrate metabolic process
Molecular function (GO): glycosyltransferase activity
Source: RefSeq, a predicted model, not a curated record
AGUUCGGUGAGGACACCUUCAACCGGGCCAAGCUGCUCAACGUGGGGUUCAUGGAGGCACUCAAGGACGACGAGGAGUAUGACUGCUUCAUUUUCAGCGACGUGGACCUCAUCCCCAUGGACGAUCGCAACCUCUACCGCUGCUACGAGCAGCCGCGGCACUUUGCCGUUGGCAUGGACAAGUUUGGGUUCAGGCUGCCCUAUGCUGGCUACUUCGGUGGUGUCUCUGGGCUAAGCAAGUCCCAGUUCCUGAAGAUCAAUGGCUUUCCCAAUGAGUACUGGGGCUGGGGAGGAGAGGAUGAUGACAUCUUUAACCGCAUCUCCCUGAACGGCAUGAAGGUGUCGAGGCCCGACAUCCGCAUUGGGAGGUACCGCAUGAUUAAGCAUGAACGUGACAAACACAACGAACCCAACCCGCAGAGAUUCACCAAGAUCCAGAACACCAAAAUGACGAUGAAGCGGGACGGGAUCAGCUCGCUGCAGUACCGGCUGGUGGAGAUCUCACGCCAGCCCAUGUACACCAACAUCACGGUGGAGAUCGGCAGGCCACCGCCCCGCCUGGCCCGCGGCUAGUGCUGGUGUCACUGGGAGCUCCUGUGCCCGGGCUGGCUGGGCACAGCGGGUUUUGCCCCAGCUGAAGAGUCAGGACUGGACAGGGAUGUUUUCUGCCUACUCUGCUGCCUUCUGGAGACGGCUGCCCCCCAGCCGGCCCCUCAGUCCCCAGGAUUUCUGUCCCCCCCACCCCCACGAGUGUGUUUGCAGGACCCCUGCCCCAUACGUGGUGUGUUGGCGGACGAGCCCGGCUGCCCUGUGAGCAGCUCCCGGCACAGAGGGAGGGGGCAGCCCCAGGCCUGGCAAGGAGCCCCCAGCCUAUGCCAGCUCCUGCCUGCACCGUGGGUGGGGAGGGUGAGAUCCCACUGCUCUGUGAGAGCUGGGGAUCCCCACCAGCGCUGUGAGAAGCGGGGUGCAGGCUUCCCCCUUUGCCAGCGCUGGAGCCUCUGCUGCCCCAGCUGGGGAUGGGAGCAGCCCAGGCCCCCCAAACAAGCAGGCAGGAUCAGGGCAAGGUUGCUGCCCUGGCCGGGCGUUGCCCACGCUGCUGGACAUGCAGACGUGGCUCGCUGUCUUCCUCUGCUUUAGUCUGGUGCUUAGAGCCGGGCCCUGUCUCAGCUCUGCCAAACAGAGACCUCUGGUUAGCAAAUGUCCCUCGCUGUGCCUCAGUUUCCCCAGGGCUGGGGGGAUGGUGGCUGUAUCCCAUCCCCCUUCUCCAAAGGCAGGUGCUGUGUGUGUGUGUGCAGCUCCUGCCUGCACCUGCUCUCACCUGCCCUCCCCGCUUUGGCGGGGGGAAUAGGGCUCAUUUGAAUCCCACAGCCCCUCUUGUUGGGGGCUGGUGCAGCCUCCCUCUAGCAGGGAGGGGAUCUUCCCCCUUGGAAUCUCCCCUUGUCUGCCUUAUCCCUUUCAGGCUAGGGGCAGGGGGGCUGCAGGAAGGAGCAGCUGGGGCAUGCAGGGCAGGAGCCCUGUGCCCCUCCAUGGGACUGGGAGCCCCGGCAUCCUUGACACCCCACGGGGCGCUGGGAGCAGUGGGGUUGGGAGCAGGACAGCAUGCCAGGGCUGGGGGGCACCGGCAACUUUUGUACAUUUGAAUGUCUGACCCUUUUUUCAGCGUACGUUGAAUGCAGCGUUCGGUCGUAGAGACCGGGGGUUUUGUAUUUAAUAAAAGUUUGAAAAGUUGG